Molecule: messenger RNA, 5864 nt
Organism: Loxodonta africana (African savanna elephant)
Lineage: Eukaryota; Metazoa; Chordata; Mammalia; Proboscidea; Elephantidae
Gene: COL20A1
Product: collagen type XX alpha 1 chain
Molecular function (GO): protein binding
Source: RefSeq, a predicted model, not a curated record
GCAGGGUUAGCGUUUGGGAUCGGGCUCACAGAUGCAGGGCCGUGGGAGGACCCAAGUCUCCCCUUCAGUGGGCUUGACUGCAUGUGGUGGGGGCGGGGGGGGUGGCAGGGGACACGGUCAUGGUCAUAUUAGCAGACCCUGAGCCCUCCAGCUGUGAGAAGCUGAGGCAUCUCCAGCACUGGGGUUUGUGAGGGCGGCUGUGGGGUGCAGUGUUUUCUAGACAACAGAUAGCAGGUCUUUGGCCACCUGCAGAUGUGUUUGGGGGUACCCAUUGAGGGGACAGGUAGGUGAAUGACCUUCCCUGUUCCUGCAGGCUGAGCACCAUGAAUCUCUGCUUCUACCUCUGGUUGUGGCUGGGGGCUGCCCUGGGCAUGGGGCAGUGCCAAGGUAAGGACGGGCCCAUGCUUCUAGGGACCUAGGUGCCCCCAUCACCCGGGGCCUCACCCAGGCAGCCUGGCCAGGUGCAGCCCCACCGUAGGGACAAAAAUGGCCUAAAUCUAGUGUCAAAGGCAAAGGUGCCCCUUUUGGCUUCUCCCUCCCCCAGGAAGUGCGGCUGGUGGUCCACACACUUUGGCUCAGCCCUGCCGCAGCAGCUCAUGCCCACUGUCAGUGUGGGACCACCUUGCUGAUGGUCGCAGGGUGGCCUGUCUGCUCCUUUGGCUCUGAGGGGACUCCACACAGGGCCUGGGUUGGGGUGACUGCUGGAUGGUUGGGGGCCGAGGCCCUGGUCAGUACGCAGCCUCAGCUUGCCAUCCAGGCGAGUAGCCCUGAUGCUUCAAAAGUACCUGAGCUCCGUAGGAGGCCACAGCUCUGCUCUGCUCAGUCCAGGACACGGACACGGUGGGUCUGGCUGUCUGUGGGGUUCCCUGAGCCUCCAGGCUCUGUUAGAGGCUGUGGCCCUGGACCCCAAGGGGAAACUGAGUCAAGUGGAGAGCAAGCAAGAGCCGAGUGUGGUCAAGGAGGAGUGUGGACAGGGAGGGCGUGGUGUGCCCUUAGUCAAAGCCUGAGGCACGGCUGGAGGGGCGUUUCCUGCCGUCUGGCCACCGUCCGUCCAUCCGUCUGUCCACUGCCUCACUGCCUCACCAAGGCUCCGAGAACCCAAGCAUCAGACAGGGGCAUGGGAAGGCCUUCCUGAACAGAUGGCCCUUCAUAAACAGGAGCAGCCCUGCUCACAGCUGGCUUUCAUAGCCGCCCUCAGCCCCCAAGACAUUCCUGCCUUUCAGCCCACGGAUCCUGGAGCACCGGGCCACUGAGUGGGCUGAAUCCCUCCAUUGUGUGACCCAGGGGCCCCUGGGUGCAGCCAGAAGAAGCCCUCUCUGUCCCUGUUUCUCAAAAAUAGUUGCUCCCCCCAGCCUCCGGAAGGUUCCCAAGAGCCACAGGGCUCUGAGCCUCUUUCCAGGAGAGACCCCAGGGUGAGCCAUGCCCAGGGCUUGGGCUGCUCCCUCUUCUACGCCCCUGGGGCAACCACACCACCCGCCCUGGAUCGGCACUCCCUCCUGUGGGGUGGGAUUUCCUCACCCCAGAGCGAGGCCACAGGUGAGCACACACAGAGUGCUCACUCGUGUACAUAGAUGCAUCUGCCGCCAACAAGCACAGACGCACAUGCUUCUUUCCUUUGGGGGUGUGUCACCCUGCGAUAACCUCAGAACUGGGGCUGGGGGGGGAGGGGUCUGCAGCUGCACAGCUGACUUUGUGCCUCUGGCCUUGGGGCAGGUUUCCGGGGACGGCAGCUGCAAGGUUGGCCCAGUGCCCAGCACUCCCACCGAAGCCACCAGGGCGGCCCUGUCACCCUUGGGCCCCUCAGAGGGCUAGGCUUCAGUUCCUAGGGCAGGACUAGUCUUCUGAAGACCCCUCCCCCCAGUAAUGCUAAGUCCUUUCAGGCAGGGCUGGGUCCCCUGGGGCCCCCACAGCUGGUUGCGGGGAGGAGCCCGGCUUGGCACUAGGCAGUGGCCCUGAUGUCCCCUCCCAUCUCCGCAGUGAGAGGCCUGAGGUUGGCUGUGCUGCCUGAGGACAGGCUGCAGAUGAAGUAGGGCGGUGGCCGUGGCUACCUGGUGCAGGUGAAGCCCAUGGCAGGGGACUCAGAGCAGGAAGUGAUGCUGACCACCAAGACCCCCAAGGCUACAGUGGGGGGCCUGAGCCCCUCCAAGGAGUACACGGUGCAGAUAUUUGCACUCUCCAGCUCUGGGCAUGUCCUGCUGGCUCGGAGGGAGUUUGUGAUCAAGGAUUUGAAGAGCUACUCUGUAAGCAGGAACAGCCAGAGGCCAUGGGGGGCAGCCCUGGAACCCACCCCAUCCCUGGUGGGAAGCCCAGACCUGGAGCCGACGUUGGAACCCCGAGUUGCCUGGGCCCCAAGCCACGACCCCCCCCUCCCCACAGGGGCCCCAUUCCACUGCACACCCGCUGUGCCCAUGGACAUGGUCUUCCUGGUGGACGGGUCCUGGAGCACUGGCCACAGGAACUUCCAGCUCAUCACGGACUUCCUGGCCAGUGUCGUGUCGCCCUUUGAGAUUGACCCCAACAAAGUCCAAGUAGGCCUGACUCAGUACAGUGGGGACCCCCAGACGGAGUGGGACCUGAACUCCUUCAGCACCAAGGAGGAGGUGUUUAGCGCCAUAGGGCGCCUCCACUACAAGGGAGGCAACACGUUCAUAGGCCUUGCCCUGACCCACGUGCUGGAGCAGAACCUGAGGCCUGCCGCCGGGCUCCGAGUGGAGGCGGUGAAGGUGGUGGUUCUGGUGACAGAUGGCAAGUCCCAGGAUGAUGCCUGCACUGCUGCCCGUGUCCUCAAGAGCCUGAGUACUGAUGUCUUUACCGUUGGGGUGAAGAACGCUGAUGAGGCUGAGCUGAGGCUCCUGGCAUCGCAGCCUCUGGACAUCACUGUCCACAACGUGCUGGACUUCCCCCAGCUCGGCACACUGUCCAGUCUGCUUAGCCGCCUUAUCUGCCAUCAUGUCCAGGGCAGGGGCCCACGGCAAAGAGACCCAGCGGCAGCUCCAGCCCUGGAUUCACUCCCCGCUCCCACUGGCCUGGUCCUGACCCCGGUGACCUGCUCCAGCAUCCGCCUGUCCUGGACUCCAGUCCCACAGCCGCCCCUCAAGUACCUGAUUGUGUGGCGCCCUUCCAGGGGCAGUGCCCCCAGGGAGGUGGUGGUGGAGACACCCACCUCAUCUGCGGAGCUCCGAAACCUCACCUCCAGCACAGAGUACCUGAUGUCCGUGCUCCCUGUCUACGCAGGCGGGGUUGGCGAGGGCCUCCAGGGCCUGGCAACCACAUUGCCUCUGUCUCCGCCCCACACGCUGGCCCUGGCCACAGUGACACCCCAGACCAUCCACCUCACCUGGCAGAACGUGCCUGGUGCCACCCAGUACCUGGUUCAGUGUUUGCUCACCCCUCCCAAGGGCGAGGAGGAGGGGAGAGAGGUACAGCAGGGCAGAAGUGGGUGGCCGGACGGUGGUGGAGCAGGCGGGAAGUCACUUGUGCUCCUGGCCCUCCAGGUGAGGGUGGGGCGGCCCGAGGUGCUGCUGGAAGGCCUGGAGCCGGGCUGAAACUACGCCAUCUCAGUGCAGAGCCUGCGGGGGUCCGAGGUCAGCGAGGCCCGGGGUGUCCAGGCCAGGACCCCAGCCCUGGCCCCUCCGAGACACCUGGACUUUGAGAAUGUGACCCACAACUCGGCCCGCGUACUCUGGGAGGGCCCCCAGACGCCUGCACGCCUCUGCCGGGCCACCUACAUCUCCAGCAAGGGUGACCACUUGGGACAGGUGGAGAUUCCCGGGAACGCCUCCUCGGCUACCCUGGGCCCACUCUCCUCCUCCACCACCUACACUGUCCGCGUCACCUGCGUCUACCCCGGGGGCGGCUCCUCCGCACUGACCGGCCGCGUGACCACGCAGAAAGUCCCCAGCCCGAGCCAGCUGACGGUUAUGGAGAUGCCUGGGGAUGAAGUCCAGCUGGAGUGGGCGGCCGCAGCAGCAUCUGAUGUGCUGGUCUACCAAAUCAAAUGGACACCCCUGAGUGAUGGGAAGGCCCAUGAGAUCUCUGUGCCUGGGAACCUCUGCUCAGCUGUCCUGCCAGGCCUGGGAAGGAAUGCUGAAUAUGACAUUACCAUCCUGGCCUACUACCAUGAUGGUGCCCAAAGCGACCCCGUGUCCCUCUGCUAUACCCCCUCUUCUGCCACUCGUGAUCUCUGCGCAGUGAGUCAGAGUCCCCCCUCCAACCUGGCCCUGGCCUCGGAGACACCCAACACCCUGAAGGUCAGCUGGACGCCCCCACAUGGCCACGUCCUCCACUACAGGCUCACCUAUGCACUAGCCUCCAGCUCAGGACCUGAGACAUCGAUCUCCGUUCCAGGACCCAGGAGCCACGUGACACUCCCUGACCUCCUGGCAGCCACCAAGUACAGGGUCCUGGUGUCGGCUGUCUAUGGGGCAGGGGAGAGCAUGGCUGUGUCAGCCACCGGCCAGACAGCCUGCCCCACGCUUAGCCCCGACAGCUCCCUUCCAGGGUUUGACCUCAUGGCUGCCUGCUUGGUGGAGAAGGAAUACACCUCCCUCAGCGGGGUGGCAAUGGAGCCCUCUGCAUUUGGGGUGGCCAAGACAUUCACACUCUUCAAGGACACCCAGCUGACACGCAGAGCCAGUGACAUCCACCUGGCCGCCCUCCCACCUGAGCACACCAUCAUCUUCCUCCUGCGCCUGCUCCCUGAGACGCCACGCGAGGCCUUUGUGCUGGGGCAGAUCACGACCGAGGACUUUCAGCCUGCCCUUGGUGUCCUGCUGGAUGCUGGCUGGAAGUCACUGACCUACUUCAACCACCACCCCAGCGCUGCCCUGCAGGGGGUCACCUUCCAUCUGCAGGAUGUGAAAAAGAUAUUCUUCGGGAGUUUCCACAAGGUGCACGUGGCUAUGGGCCGCUCCAAGGUCCAGCUCUACGUGGACUGCCAGAAGGUUGCUGAGAAGCCCUUCGGGGAGUUGGAUAGCCUGCCCACCACUGGCUUCGUCAUGCUGGGGAGGCUGGCUAAGGCCAGGGGUCCCCGCAGCAGCUCAGCCACUUUCCAGCUCCAGACCCUCCAGAUUGUCUGCAAUGGCUCCUGGGCGGAGGAGGACAGGUGCUGCAACCUGCCUGCCUUGGGGGAUGCCGAGACCUGCCCCACCUCGCCUUCUGUGUGCACCUGCUCCUCAGAGACUCCUGGGCCUUCUGGCCCCCAAGGGCCUCCAGGACUCCCUGGGAAGAGCAGCACCCCUGGAGAGCAGGGCUUCCCAGGGCCCAGGGGUCCACCGGGGAUCAAAAGAGAGAAGGGGGACCACGGACUCCCGGGCUCACAGGGCCUCCCCGGCCACCAUGGUGCCCCCGGGAGAGUCAGCCUCCAGGGACCAAAGGGAAUGAGAGGACUGGAGGGGACUGAUGGCCCACCCGGACCCCCUGGCCCCAGGGGGCUCCAGGGCGUGGCGGGUACCCGGGGGGCUGGUGGGGAGCGAGGACCCCCAGGGGCUGUGGGACCUACAGGGCUGCCAGGGCCGAAAGGGGAACGAGGGGAGAAGGGCGAGCUGCAGUCACUAGCCACCAUCUACCAGCUUGUGAGCCAGGCCUGUGAGUCGGCCAUUCAGACUCACAUGCUCAAGUUCAACUCUUUCCUCCAUGAGAGCACCAGGCCCCCAAUGCCCGUCUUGGAGGGGAAGAUGAGGCCAGGUGGGCCUGGACCCCCUGGUGUACACAGCAAGGCCGGGCCCGGAAAGCAAGCCCGUGGCAGUGGCCCCAAGGAUGGAGGUGAUCCUGGAGCCCUCAGCCCCACAGGCAGCCCAUCUCCUGGACCCUGGGGGAAAACAGGGCGGCCCCUGUGUUGCCCCACCUAACUGCAUCGGCCCUGG